AUGGUUCUCUCAGUCCUUGCCACGCUUAUAACAGAACACAUUAUGAAGGUUCAAUCCUCUGAAUACCGAGCGAGGUCUCUGAAGGUGCUUCUCGACAAGGCGCAAAAGCUAAGACGUGCAGCGGGAGUGGCGACGAAACUUUGUCUCUCUGCACUAUCGGACGGCCACACAAUCGAUGUUUUCUGGGAUGAAUGGGAGGUGCAUAGAAUGGGGGCCAUCACAGACUCGGCUUUUGCCCGCGACUUCCGUAUUCUCCUCCCCCCCCCAACAUCACAAACAGCCUCACAGACAGGCAAGCAUAUUCGAAAACUGUCCUUGAUAAACGUGUGGGUUGGCGGGAUGCAGGCUACCCGCUACUGCGUGCAAGAUGACAAGCGUCUUCUACUCGUGACCCCGUCCUCCAUCUCUCCCGGCGUCGGAGAUAUCAGGUACCACUUGUGUGAAGGGAACCUGACCGUGUCACAGGCUAGUCAGCCUGACAGCUCCUCCUCUCAAAGAAGGUUUUCGCAUGGGGCGUCCGGCGCUUUGGGAGAUCCGCCUGCACUUCGCUGA
Messenger RNA from Eimeria acervulina, 552 nucleotides. RefSeq lists its product as hypothetical. The transcript is spliced from 4 exons. Lineage: Eukaryota; Apicomplexa; Conoidasida; Eucoccidiorida; Eimeriidae. Bases 1 to 552 code for a protein of 183 amino acids. The record is from RefSeq and is a predicted model, not a curated record.